AUGAACGCCACGACAUUGGGAUUGGCCGAGCGCGGCUCAUCCAUCGAUGCAGCCUCAUAUGGCAUCUACAUUUGUCUCUUCAUUUUACCUUUCCUUGUAACCUACGCCUUCACUGUGUUGGGAAACACCGGUUAUCGUGAUGGCACGGCGGCAAGAGAGCCACCCAAGGUCCCGUACUGGAUUCCGCGCAAGUUUGGUAAAGUCCCUCUUCGAAUAUUUGUAGGCGCAGAGCAAAUGUACUUCAUUCCCCAUGGCCAAACAAUUGUCGAACUCUUCAAGUCCUCUCGCUAUCUCACUACCAAAACCUUUGGCAUAAUGACUGUUCGAGAUGCAUUUGGGCUUCCUCAACCCGAUGUGGAGAUUUACGCGGGUGACAAUUCUGGCGUUGACGUGAAGCCUGCGCCGGGCUGGGAACAUGUUGAGCAAGCGAAGCGCUUUCACUUUGUACAACAUCGCCAGUUGAACGCUUAUCUUUCCGGAAAUGCUCUCAACGCUAUCAUUAGCAAGUUUACAGAGGGUUAUUCAGAUCAGAUUGCUCAGGACACAACGUUUCAAGAGGAUGGAUGGGUAGAGGUAGAUGAUCUCUACGGCUGGUUCAAGAAUCAUCUCCUUCGCGCUACAACGGUGGCACUGUGUGGCGAGAAGUUUCUCGAGCUGUCGCCCGACUUUCUCGAAGACUUUUGGUCAUUCGACUAUCAUCUCCCCAACCUGUUCAGAAGACUACCGCGAUGGGUCGUUCCUAAAAGCUACCAAGCUAGAGAUCGUCUUCUGGAAUGUCUACUCCGUUAUCACGAAUACGGUCAACAAAAUCUUGACUUUACGGAUCAAAAGCUACUUGAAAAGGAUUGGACGCCGGAAUUCGGUGCCAAGAUUAUGAGCACGAGACAGGAGAUGUUCAAGAACAUUGGCCUCUCGCCAAGAGGUGGCGCUGCUCUUGAUGUGGGUAUGAUAUGGGCGUGA
Fusarium graminearum PH-1 is the source of this 960-nucleotide messenger RNA. RefSeq lists its product as uncharacterized. The record is from RefSeq and is a predicted model, not a curated record. NCBI's taxonomy places the organism in Eukaryota, Fungi, Ascomycota, Sordariomycetes, Hypocreales, Nectriaceae. Gene Ontology annotation, molecular function: iron ion binding; oxidoreductase activity, acting on paired donors, with incorporation or reduction of molecular oxygen; heme binding. The coding region runs from base 1 to 960 and encodes 319 amino acids. The transcript has 2 exons.